AGAUAUGAACAUCACAUGUGCAUUUGUAUCGGUUCUAAUUUUUCUAACCAAUUUCUUAGCAACCCGGCUGCGUAUCGACUAACCGAUGACAUAGAACCUAGUUUCAAUAUGCGCCUCAUUGAAGCAGUCAAGCACAGUCGUUGCCUCUAUGAUUCUACGGAUCGGCAAUACCGAAGUACGGAGUACAAAAUAAAGGUAUGGAAUCGGCUUGUACAAGUUCUCGGCUUUGAUGGAGACUCAAGGACCCUGUAUGCUAGGUGGAAGCAGCUGCGAGAUAAGUAUGGAAAAGAAAAGCGAAAAGUCAAAUACCAAGGUGAUCAGUCCACCUGGCAGUAUUACAAACAUCUUUCGUUCUUGGAUCCUCACAUGAUAGAUCGACAGUCGGUGGAAUCUCCUGCUAGAAAAGAGCAUCCCGAUGUGCAAGUAACUGUAACAGAUCCGUCCUUCGGCACUAAUUUGAUUGAAGAAGUCCGUUCUCAUCCGUGUCUCUUCGACAUCCGUGAUCCUAAGUACAGGCAUUCUGAAUGUCGCAAUCAAGCUUGGCACAAUGUUAUUGCGCAUCUGAAUUAUCCAGGUGUGUUUAUGUGA
Messenger RNA from Cylicostephanus goldi, 588 nucleotides. NCBI's taxonomy places the organism in Eukaryota, Metazoa, Nematoda, Chromadorea, Rhabditida, Strongylidae. The record is from the annotation of a GenBank genome assembly.